UUCAAGUAAAAAUUUUCAUAUCCAUUUUCUCAAUUUUAUUCUGAAACCGCUGACGCCGCCAAACGCAACCACAUAAAUACGCCUCCAAUUUCCUCAUCGAACCAGUGACACCAAAUCCAUCGCCAUGCAAGUGUCCCGUGCCCUGCAAGUGUUAGUGUUUUUCAUCUGUGUUGCCUUUUCCCUCUCGGAAACAGACUUAUCUCCGAAAAACGGCACAGAUGUGGUCUCCAAGGAUAUAGAUCCUGCAGUAGCAGUCCAACCCGAAGACAUCAGCGACGCCACCCGCAAGAAGAAGUCAGCUACCGCGACCCUCUGCGUGGAAAUCCGUCCCAGUGGACCCUACCAGCGUCCCUUCCAAAUCUGCGAGCCAGCCGAAUCCAAAGGUUACGGUUCUGCCCCAGCGGCCGCUCCUGCCCAAGGGUACUACCCCGCUCCAACGUACGAAGAGGUCAAGCAAAGCGCCGCCGCCACUUCCAAGCCCGCCGCCGCCUACGAGGCCCCCGUCAAAACCUACUCCGCCGCCGCAAAACCCACCUCAGCCCCGGCGUACGCUUCAUCAAAGCCCUAUGCAGCCCACUCGUCCUCCUCGUACAACUCGGUCUCCUACCGUUCAGAAGAUGGACUGGAAGAAGAUGGGGAAGAACACGCAUCCGCUGAAGAAGCGGAACAUAUGAGGUCAGCAGGGGAAGAGUAUGGGUUACCGAUGACGUAUAUGCAACCAGCGAUGAAGCACAAGCCGAAAAAGGGACACAAUGGGUUGGUGAUUACGUGUCAACCGUCUUUGGCGGGGUACGCAGCCACUGUGCCCAGUCAUGGUGGUGGUGGUGGUGGUGGAUAUGGUGGAUCGUAUGGGGGUGCUUCAUAUGGCAGCUACAGGUCAUCGUAUGGAAGGUACGACAGGCCCAGUCCUUCAAGGGGUUAUGGAUAUGCACCACCUCCAGUGUAUAAGGCACCAGCUCCCGUUUACAAGGUACCAGCACCCUCUUAUUCUUACAAAGCCCCUGCGCCUUCAUACUCACCUCCAGUUUACAAACCUGCUCCCAUCUAUAAACCAGCUCCUGUUUAUAGUGCCCCAGCACCGUCUUAUGCUCCUCCUCCUGUUUAUAAACCUGCUCCUGUGUAUAGUCCUGCACCAUCUUAUGCUCCUCCCCCAGUUUAUAAACCUGCUCCUGUUUAUAGUGCCCCAGCACCAUCUUAUGCACCUCCUCCGGUUUAUAAACCUGCUCCUGUUUAUAGUCCUGCACCAUCUUAUGCCCCUCCCCCCGUUUAUAAACCUGCUCCUGUAUACAGUGCCCCUGCUCCUUCUUACAAACCUGCCCCAGUCUACAGCGCCCCAGCUCCUGCUCCUGUUUACAAACCUGCUCCAUCUUAUGCUCCACCGCCAUCUUAUGCUCCUGCUCCAUCUUACGAGGCACCCAAACCAUCCUACGCCCCCGCCCCGUCAUACUCCCCACCCAAACCAUCCUACUCUCCUCCCACGUCAUACUCCCCACCCGAACCAUCCUACGGGACUCCACCUGCUCACCCCGCUCCCUCAUACUCUCCUCCCCCAGCUUACGCUCCAGCUCCCUCGUACGCCCCAGCUCCUAAACCCCACGUAUCUUACACCCCUCCCGGCACUUAUGGACCUCCCCCAAAACCACAUAGCCCUCCUCCUAGUUACAGUCCUCCAGCUUAUCGUGCAGCCGAAGAAACGAUGCACGUGGAACCGACUACGCAUGCCGCUCUGAGUCAUGAGAGCAAAGAAACCCACACUGUGCACAAAAUGACUCAGAUUGCUGAAGCAAGAGAAGCAGAAUCCAAGAAAGAACACAUGUCAAGUGCCGGUUGGUCGAAAUUAGAAGAGGGGGAAAAUGCACACGCGAAAGUACAGAUGUCGAGUCCAAGUUGGUCCAAAGCAGAAGGGGGGGAGGAAAAAUCGGGACCAGUAGCGAUGAGAGAAUCUGAGAGGGGACACAAAGAAAACAUGGGGGAGAAUGAAGUUGAUGCCGUUUAAGAUUUAUUGUACUUAAAAAAAUGUAUUGUAAUUAUUUUAUAACUUUGUACAUGUAUUAAUUUACAUUAAUUAAACAACUAUUUAUUAUAAAUA
Zophobas morio is the source of this 2089-nucleotide messenger RNA. RefSeq lists its product as uncharacterized. The transcript has a single exon. Lineage: Eukaryota; Metazoa; Arthropoda; Insecta; Coleoptera; Tenebrionidae. The record is from RefSeq and is a predicted model, not a curated record. The coding region runs from base 125 to 1996 and encodes 623 amino acids.